Molecule: messenger RNA, 441 nt
Organism: Aureobasidium musti
Lineage: Eukaryota; Fungi; Ascomycota; Dothideomycetes; Dothideales; Saccotheciaceae
Source: the annotation of a GenBank genome assembly
AUGGCUGUCGAGGGCGGUAAACUACAUCUGGCCCAGACUUUACAUCACUACUGCUGUAAACACAUCCACUGUCCUCGCCACGAUCCUGUUGAUGGAAGACCUGGCCACCACCGCACGGUCAAGAAAGUGUACGAGACUGGCCAAGUAUAUCGUGUGUGGUUCUGCACAUCACAGCCCAAAGGAGAAGGUCACCGUAUCGACAACACGGAUUUCAUCAAGCUCGCUAUAGCACAACUGGACCGCGCACUGUUUGAUCAAAUCCUCCACGAAGUCAUCCGUCAACUUCGCUGCAAAGACUGCCAGCCAGUCGCCCGCAACCGCUCGCCACAGCCUGACGACCACAGCCUGACGNNACCACAGCCUGACGACUUUGAUUACGAUGCCCUGUUACAGUACGUCAAUAUGCCGAGGUUAGACUGUGUUCAAGAAGAGGGUGCUUGA